Messenger RNA from Girardinichthys multiradiatus, 7031 nucleotides. Its product is annotated as titin-like. Gene Ontology annotation, molecular function: protein binding. The transcript has 4 exons. The coding region runs from base 132 to 6548 and encodes 2138 amino acids. The record is from RefSeq and is a predicted model, not a curated record. Lineage: Eukaryota; Metazoa; Chordata; Actinopteri; Cyprinodontiformes; Goodeidae.
UAGCUGUGAGUGUCUGCUUAAGAGAUUGGGGGUUCAUCACACUUCAUGUCAGUUGACUAGGAUUCAGAACAAGCAAUAUCUGAAUCCACAUUUAUUUCUUACAUACAAUCCAAAUUCAAGGAGGUGAGAGGAUGGAAAGAGGUAAAAAUAAGAUGAAAAAUGAAGCUGAAGAAACAGCUCUAAAUAUAAAUAUGACGGAGGAUUCUAAUCCAGAGGUUUCAUCAUCCUCCCAGGUCACUGCCCAAGGUCAACAACGUUCUUCUGCAGAGUGUCAACAAAACAGGCCUCAGGCCACAACUGCCGCUGCAACAGACAAGGAAAACGCCAUUAGGCCAAAACUCCAGUUAACUUUUAGCACAUUCACAGUCAAGAAUGGUGAAGAUCUAAAAGUAGAGAUCCCUGUGGUUGGGCACCCUGCGCCAAAGACAGAAUGGAGAAAAGAAGGUCAGGCAAUUAAGGAGACAUCAAGACUAGAGAUUUUUAAAAAAGCCUCAUUAACUGUCCUUCAUAUCAGACAUGCCGUCAGAGAGCAUUCUGGUCAGUACUCUGUCACAGCAAGCAACCAUGCUGGAAAAGACACAACAGACAUCAAUGUGAUUGUUCUUGAAAAGCCAGACCCACCCACAGGGCCCGUGAGGAUUGAUGAGGUUAAUUCUGACCAUGUUAUUAUGUCUUGGGACCCACCUUCAUAUAAGGGAGGCUGCCAGUUGGACAACUAUGUAGUGGAGAAACGGGAAACUACAAGCACGGAGUGGCAUACUGUGUCUGCGACAACAGUAAGAACCACAAUUAAAGUUACCAAGUUGAAGACAGGAAAUGAAUACCAAUUCAGGGUGUCUGCUGAGAAUAGGUAUGGAAAAAGUGCUGCAAUCACCUCUCCAGUUGUUACAGCAAAAUAUCCAUUCAGUGUACCUGCUUGUCCUGGCACUCCCUUUGUAUCCAAUGUGACAAAAUAUAACAUGGUGGUUGAGUGGGAGCCACCACUUAGAGAUGGAGGUAGCCCCAUCAUUGGCUAUCAUGUUGAACGUAAAGAGAAGAACAGCAUUUUGUGGACCAAGCUGAAUAAAUUUGUUAUAACUGACACCAGCUUCAAAGCAAGUGGGCUGGAAGAAGGCAUUGACUAUGAGUUCAGAGUCUUUGCUGAAAAUAUUGCAGGACUGAGUCUAUGUAGUAAUACAUCAGAGUGUUAUGUGGCAAGAGAUCCGUGUGAUGCACCUGGAAAACCUGAAGCUGUUGUGGUGACCAGAGACAGCAUCACACUUCAGUGGGCAAAACCCAAGUAUGAUGGAGGAAGCACUAUUACAGGGUAUGUUGUUGAAAAAAAGGAGCUCCCAGAUGGCAGAUGGAUGAAGGUGAACUUUACCAACGUUACUGACAAUCUUUUCACAGUCUUAGGACUGACAGGAGGGCAAAACUAUGAGUUUAGGGUAACUGCUAAGAACAGUGCUGGUGUUUGGAGUGUACCCUCGGAAAGCAUAACCAUUCUUGCUCAGGAUGUUAUUGAAGCACCCACUGCAUUUAUUGACCCCAAGUUUAAGAGUACUAACAUUGUUCAAGCUGGGGAAACUUUUGUUAUUGAGGCUGAUUACUUUGGGAAGCCUCUCCCGGAAGUUACAUGGCUGAAAGAUGGAAAGGAAAUCAAUAAGAGUACACCAAGAAUGGAACUCAAAAACACCAUCACUCAUACAGCUCUCACUGCCAGAGACUGCACACGUGUGGAUGGAGGACGCUAUGUGUUGAGUCUCAGUAACAGUGGUGGGACUACAACCAUUUCAGUUAAUGUGAAGGUCUUAGAUAGACCUGGUCCUCCCAAUGGACCAUUGAAGGUAAAGGUUGUAAGUGCAGAGAAAUGCAACCUUAACUGGAACCCCCCUUUAAAUGACGGAGGUGCCAGUGUCACCCAUUACAUCAUUGAAAAAAGGGAAACGAGUCGUGUUACAUGGACAGAGGUUGAACCUCACAUUGAAGCUGUAAGUUACAAAGUGACAAAACUUGUAGCUGGAAAAGAAUAUAUAUUCAGAAUUGCAGCAGUGAAUAAAUACGGGGUUGGUGAAUUUCUGGAAUCGGAGACUUUCGUUGCACAAAAUCCUUUUAAGCCACCUAGUGCACCCUCCACUCCUGCAGCGAGCGCUGUGACUGGAGACUCAGUCAUGCUAACGUGGGAAAGGCCUGAGAGCGAUGGAGGCUCUGAGAUCGAUGGCUACAUCCUGGAGAAACAUGACAAAGAUGGUGUCCGAUGGACCAAAUGCAACAAGAGACGGCUAAAUGACUUGCGUUUCCGAUGUACCGGACUUACAGAGGGACAUUACUAUCAGUUUAGAGUUCUUGCUGAAAAUGCUGCUGGCGUGGGUGUACCGAGUGAGUCUAGUGAGUAUAUUAAGGUAUGUGAAGCUACAUACCCACCUGGUCCACCUUCCAACCCAAAAGUGACGGAUUAUUCCAGCAGUACGGUGUCUCUCACCUGGUCAAAACCAAUUUAUGAUGGUGGAGAUGCUAUCAGUGGAUAUGUUGUGGAAAUGAAGGAAGCAAUAGAAGAUGAAUGGAUUGUAUGCACACCAAGCACAGGCAUAGAGGACACAAAGUACACUGUAAAAAGACUAAAAGAAAAUUCAGAGUACAAUUUUCGUAUAUGUGCAAUAAAUUCAACUGGAGUUGGAGAACAUGUGGAUUUACCUUGUUCUGUUGUACCGACUGAGAAAGUAGAGGCACCAGAGAUCGAACUAGACAAUGCCUUGAGAAAGACUGUAAAUAUUCGAGCUUGCUCCACCUUACGUCUUUUUGUUACCUUUAGAGGACGGCCAGAGCCUGAGGUUUGGUGGUCAAAAGAAGAUGGCACUCUUGGUGAGCGUGCUCAAAUUGAGGUGACACACUCCAACACUGUGUUAAUGAUAGAAAAUGUCAACAGAAAUGACAGUGGAAAGUAUGUGUUAACUGCUGAGAAUUCCAGUGGUUCCAAAUCAGCCUUCAUCAAUGUGAGAGUACUGGACUCUCCCAGCGCACCAACAAAUUUAGAAGUAAAGGAUGUGAAGAGAGACUCUGUUUCCAUCUCCUGGGAGCCACCCCUUAUUGAUGGAGGAACAAAGAUUUCACACUACAUAGUUGAAAAGAGAGAGGAGGCCAGGAAGGCAUUUACGAGUGUUUGUAGCAACUGUGUAAGGAAUUCCUACAAGAUUGAAAAUCUACAGGAAGGAAGCUGUUAUUAUUUCCGUGUCCUCGCAGUGAAUGAGUUUGGCACUGGACAGCCAGCAGAGACUGCUGAGGCUGUUAAAGUCUCUGAGGCUCCUCCACCUCCUGGCAAAAUCACACUGAGCGAUGUCACUUGCAAUAGUGCAAAACUCUCGUGGGAGAAGCCUGAUCAUGACGGAGGAAGCAAAAUCACAUGUUACAUUGUAGAAAUGCAAACCAGGGGAGACGAUACAUGGAUAAAAUAUUCAGAGAGUAAAGCACAAGAGGUGAACGUCAAAGGGCUGACAGCAGGAACGGAGUAUUUCUUCAGAGUGAGUGCUGUGAACGAUAAAGGAAUGAGUGAACCAAAACCUGCGUUGACACCUGUUAUAAUAACGGAUACUAGUGCUAAGCCUGUUAUCAAUCUGCUAACCAACACGUUUAGUGUAAAGGUAGGAAAUGAUUUGAAGAUUGAUGUUCCUUUCAAAGGUGUGCCGCCGCCAACAGUAGUCUGGAAUAAAGAAGGAAACAUGUUGAAGGAGACAAGCAGGGUAAAUGUACAAACGUCUGAAUCUGCAUCUCAGAUAUUUAUUAAGGAUGCAACCAGGUUUGAUGCCGGUGUGUAUGAGGUAAUCCUGACCAAUGCUGUUGGAACAACAUCUGCUGAAAUCUUUGUGAGUGUUUAUGAAAGGCCUGGGUCACCAAGUGAUCUCACUGUGGAAGAAGUUAGUGCCGACUUUGUAUCUCUGUCAUGGCAACCCCCACUAUACACUGGUGGGUGUCAACUAACUAAUUACAUUGUUGAGAAAAGAGACAUCAGCAGUUCGGUAUGGCAGAAUGUGUCGGCUACAGUCGCAAGAUCAUCAAUCAGAAUUUCCCAUCUGACACAAGGCGCUGAAUAUGUAUUUCGAGUUGCUGCAGAGAAUCGCUAUGGAAAAAGCCAAUUUAUUGAAACAGACACAGUCAUUGCCCAGUAUCCUUUCAAACCACCUGGUCCACCAACUAACAUUCAUGUUGUCCAUGCCUCAAAGUCUGUAAUGAUCAUUGCUUGGGGCAAACCAGACAGUGAUGGUGGAAGCCCUAUUAUGGGUUAUCAUGUUGAAGGCAAAGAUCAAAGCAGUAUCCUAUGGACAAAGGUAAAUAGAAGCCCAGUGAAAGAGAAUCAAUACAAGGUGGCAAAUGUUGAAGAAGGUCUGACAUACGAGUUUCGGGUCUGUGCUGAAAAUUUGGCCGGCUUUGGACCCUGCGGUAAACCAUCUGAACCUGUCUCAGCAAGAGACCAGUGUGAUGCCCCUUCAAAUCUCGCAGUCACCAAUAUAACCAACACUUCAGUUUCACUCUCCUGGGACAAACCAAACUAUGAUGGAGGGGCUAAAAUAACAGGGUACAUUGUUGAGCGCAAAGAACUGCCAGACAGCUGCUGGCUGAAGUGCAACUUUACAAACUUAUUGGACACCUUUUUGGAAGUAACUGAGCUCACAGAGGGUGGACAAUAUGAAUUUCGUGUUACUGCAAAGAAUGCAGCAGAGUGUUGUAGUGCACCCUCUGAAACCACUGGACCUAUUACAGUCCAGCAUGAUGUAAAGCCGCCUAUUAUUAUCUUGGAUGACAAAUUAAGGCAGGUGGUGGUGGUCAGAGCAGGAGACCUCCUUAAAAUAGAAGCUGAUAUUUCCGGCCGGCCUAACCCUACAGUGUUUUGGUUGAAAAAUGGAAGAAACAUUACCACCAAGGGAAGGGUUGAGAUAUCUGCAACAAAGUGCCAUACCUCUCUCCUUAUCAGAGAGAGCGUAAGGAAAGACUCAGGGCAGUAUACUCUGACCUUGCAGAACACAGGUGGUACCACAUCCAGGGUUGUUACCUGCAAGGUGCUAGACAGACCAGGCCCUCCUGUUGGACCUCUGGAAGUGUCUGGACUAGCAGCAGAGAAGUGUACCUUGUCCUGGGGACCUCCACACGAGAAUGGUGGCGCAGAGGUCUUGUACUACAUUGUUGAAAAGUGUGAAACCAGCCGUGUUUCUUGGACUCUUGUCUAUGGCGACAUGAUGGCAACCACAUGCAAAAUAACCAAGCUCCUCAAAGGAAAUGAAUACCUUUUUAGAGUGAGAGCAGUAAACAUAUAUGGGGAGGGUGAGAUUUUGGAAAGUGAGCCAAUAAAAGCUAUGGAUCCCUUCACUAUCCCAUCUGCUCCAUCAGAUGUUGAAGUCACUAAUGCUACCAGUGAAUCUAUGACUAUCACCUGGAAGAGGCCUUUCUCUGAUGGCGGUAGCCGUAUCAGUGGUUACAUUAUAGAGAAAAGGGAAAAGCAUGGUGUUCGCUGGGUCAGAGUAAACAAAAAAACAGUCUACGACCUACGAGUCAAAGCCUUUGGCCUGCAUGAAGGAUGUGAGUAUGAAUUUAGAGUAUUUGCUGAGAAUGCUGCUGGUCUAAGUGAGCCCAGUUCACCAUCCCCUCUUGCCUCAGCAGAAGAUCCAAAGUUUCUACCGUCCCCUCCAACAAAGCCCACCAUAACUGAUUCAUCCAAGUCCUCCAUUACUCUGGCAUGGAACAAGCCACUGUUUGAUGGGGGAGCACCAAUUUUAGGGUACAAAGUUGAAUUUAGAAAACCAGGUGAGGAGGACUGGACUGUAGGUGUUCAGAACACAGAAAAGACAGAGUUUACAGUGACUGGACUAACAACAGGGGCAGAAUAUGUGUUUACUGUUAGAUCUAUUAAUAAGAUUGGUAUGAGUGAACCCAGUCCUGAAACAGACCCCGGACUUACCAUGGAGAGAGAGGAGGAACCCAGGUUCAACAUUAGCCCUGAAAUGAGAAAGACUCUGCUUAUUAAAGAUGGUUCCUCCUUUACUUUGACUGUACCUUUCACAGGUAAACCUGCUCCUUGUGUUUCAUGGGAAAAAGCAGAUGUCGAUCUAAGGGUCAGGGGACUUAUCCACACCAGCAGCUUCAUUACUUCCAUUACAGUGGAGCAGGCAGCACGUGAUGACUCUGGCAAAUACACAGUCAAACUUCAAAAUGUUGCUGGAUCUGCAACUUUAACCCUGAAUGUGAGGGUUUUGGAUUCACCAGGUCCUCCUACCAACAUAACAGUCAAAGAUGUGACUAAGAACUCUGCCACUGUGACCUGGGACAUCCCUGAGAAUGAAGGAGGAGGCCCUGUGAAGAACUACCACGUAGACAUACGAGAAAUUAGUAGGAAAGGUUGGACAAGACUCACAGACAAAUGCAGACGACUGUCCUAUAAGGUGUCUGAUCUGGAAGAGGGAGGGAUCUACUUCUUUAGAGUCACUGGUGAAAAUGAAUAUGGCAUCGGGGUUUCGGCUGAAACAAAAGAAGGAACAAAAAUGACAGAAACAACAGACUGGGAGACAAACCAAGGAGCCUAGCUUUUUAUCAUACUGUUGAAACAUGAACUUUUUGGACUUCUAAUCAUUUUUAGAUUUUGUAUCCAUUUGUUUACUAAAUAUUUGCAUAGGGAAUUUAACUGUAGAAAAUGCUGCAGCCAGUGAUUUACAGAAAUAACUAAAGCUACUCCCUCUGAAAAUGUUUUUAAUAUUUCAAUUGCUUGUUCUAGUGAACUUUAGAAAAAAUACAUUUUUGUUUAUAUUAUACAGUCACAUUUAAUAAAUUAGAAUAUGCCUUGCGAUGAGCGCCAUUUGUCAGAUUAAAAGUACCUUUAACAACCUUUAAGCAGGUUUUAAUCAUACUUUAUGCUGAUUUGAUAAUAUUCUUAUCUUAAAUUUUUUUUUUUUUUUGUUAGCUGUAAUCAGAAAAUCAUAAUUAACAGAAAUACAGGCUUGAAAACAUCAUGUGUGUGAUUAUUCUACAUAAUGCGUUUCAUUUACUGAAAUAAAUUAACUUUUCAAUAA